Messenger RNA from Beauveria bassiana ARSEF 2860, 690 nucleotides. RefSeq names its product DUF28 domain-containing protein. The record is from RefSeq and is a predicted model, not a curated record. Lineage: Eukaryota; Fungi; Ascomycota; Sordariomycetes; Hypocreales; Cordycipitaceae. The coding region runs from base 1 to 690 and encodes 229 amino acids. Gene Ontology annotation, cellular component: mitochondrion. The transcript is spliced from 3 exons.
AUGUACUCGAGAAUGUAUGGUGACGAUGUUCAGUAUAAUCCGGCGCUCGCCAAUGCGAUCGCGGCUGCAAAUAAAGCCAGCAUCCCAAAGGCACUCAUCGAAGGCGCCAUCGCCAGCGGCCAGGGCAAAUCGGCAUCCGGCGCCAAGCUGGAGCCCAUGACCAUGGAAUUUCUCUUGCCGCCCGAUAUUGCCCUCAUUGUCGACAUUGAGACGGACAGCAAGCAGCGCACGCUUCAAGAUUUGAAGCUCGCCGUGAAGAAGGCCGGGGGCGUCAGCGGCUCGACAGCGUUCAAUUUUACCCGCCGCGGCCGGGCCGUGUUCAAACCAAAGGACGACGCUGCUGCGCUUUCGGAUCUGCUGGACGAGGCCAUCGAGCACGACGGCGCGCAAGACGUCGAGGAGAAUGCCGAGGGCGGCUACGUGCUGUGGACGGAGCCCUCGAUGCUCAUGGCCAUCGCCAAAGACUUUGCCUCCAAGUUUGACCUCGAGCUGCUCGCCGCCGAUAUUGUCUGGGCGCCCAACGAGGACACCAUGGUGAAGCUGGAUUCUGACGAGGCUGCGGCUACGCUGACUUCUCUUCUUGCCACGUUAAGGGAGCACUCGGAAGUCAAGGCCAUCUUCGCAAAUGCCAAGCAAGGACGUGCCACAGAAGACGCAUGGGAGGCUGUAGAGAGGCAUCUGGAUGUUUGA